GUUAGUACCUGCACUGCACGCACACAGAAAAGACGAGACGAGCACACGUUUCUUCCUCUUAACCAUGAAAGCAAAGCUGGAAAUCGUAGCCCUGGUUCUGGGCUUCCUUGGCCUGUUUGGGACAAUCACUGUAACUGCUCUACCAACCUGGAAGGUCUCAGCCUUCAUUGGGGCCAAUCUUAUCAUAAUGGAGGAGCUCUGGGAAGGCCUCUGGAUGACCUGCUACAGACAUAUUGACAUCAAGAUGCAGUGCAAGGUGUACGACUCCCUGCUGGUUCUCCCGGUCGAGCUGCAGGCGGCGAGGGGAUUAAUGUGCGUCUCCAUUGCUCUGGUUUUCAUCGCCUUGAUUGUCACUGCCUGUGGAAUCAAGAGGAGCUACUGUUGUGGUGACAACAUGAAGAGCAAAAACAUCACUCUGGCUUUUGGGGGGUGUUUGUAUCUCCUUUCAUUUCUGACUACACUCAUUCCUGUCAGCUGGGUGGGCCACUCGAUUAUCAAACAGUUCUAUAAUCCAACAUUGCUGGAUGCUCAGAAACGAGAGCUGGGACAAGCAAUCUUCAUCGGCUGGGGAACUUCUGGUGUAUUGCUGGCCACAGGAAUCAUCCUGCUCUUCAGAUAUAGCAAACGGAGAACCAAAGAAGAAGACCACUACAUUGAUGCAUAUUUAAUGGAGGAAAAAAGUGCUGCAAAAGAUGACAGUGUAUACCUCGCCAAGGCAGGAUCCAGCUUCCAUAAAUUCCAAGAAUAUGUGUAAAUUAUUGUGAUUUAUUUUUUUUAUGCUCAACACUCAACCAAGGAGAAAACUCACGCUGGUUUGCACAUGACUUUAAAAGUGAAGGCUUCAGUGACUCGCACUUCUAGUCAAAAAUAUUCUUUUUUAUACAAUUUCAUACACAAAAAAGUGUUGAUGUGUAUUUUUUGAUUAAUGUUGUAUCUCUGCAAGGCAAUUCAUUUGCUCUUUAAUUUGGAAAGCUCUUUUAAUUAUUUUAACUUUGGAUCUCUGGUAAAUAUUUAAUGCAAACAUAACUCACUAUACAUUAACAAAAAAAAGCUGUAAGUCAGAGUGCCGAAAUUUCUACUGAAAAUUAUUGUUUUAUGCUUUAUCCCCAGAAGAUCUAAUAUAAUAAGGGGAAAAAAUAUAUAUAUGUUUUCUUAUAUGCUUUGUUUAAAAUUUGAUGCUGUGGUGUAUCUUACUAAGAUUUGAGUUUAUUUACUUAAUUUUUAACACUAACUUUGUAUUUAUUUAAGUAAUACGCCUGUUUUAUCUAAAUUUCAACAAUCUAGAUAGUACCAUUAGCUUACCAAAUGAAUUUAAUUAAAUAAGGACGAAGUAAUAUUGCUUUGGUCAACUGCACACAAACUCACAGGCACAAAUGGAAGCAGUCAAGCGUUUGUAUACUUGUUUACAUACACAUUUAAUCGGGAAAAUUCAGAGAAUAGACAUUAACUUCCGAAACACAACAUAUUUAUUAUCUGUAUAUUAUAACUAUACAUUCCUCUUUAUAAUAAAGAAAUAUCUCACAAGUAAGGUAUGUGUGUGUUUUCUCCAGGUGACCUCUGAGUUGUUUUGGUGGCAUUACACCCUCAGAGAAAUCGUGAACUGGACAUGAGAAAAAGAGUUUUCAGCAGAUCCAAUUUUAACCAUCCCCCAGUUCACCUUAGCUCCCUGACAUGCUGAGUCACCGGCUAAAGUCAGCUUCACAUGGAUGCGAAGUUUACAACCACUUUAAAUGUGAACAUAAUAACUGUGACACAUAAACCAUCAAGCACCAAAGAGUUUUAAUAGAAAAAAAAGGAAAAUCAUUAGAAGUCAAGAAAAUAACUAAAAAUUGCCUCUUUUGCAAACGAGAGUGCUUUUUACCAGAACUUUAAGCAAUGUAAGCAUCUGAGUUGUAAAAUGUUGAUAUCUAUAGGUCAUUGUAUAUGUCAUUAUAUAUUUCACAAAUGCUGAAAUAAAUCUGUAGGAUAACACAGGAUGCAAAUGGAAUGCUAGCAAAACACUGGAGGAGAGCACAGACACAACCAGUUGCUUAAUCUAUUUAUGGUUUUAAUACCUUCAAUUGAUGGUUGCAAAAUGAUCCAAAAAUGUGGUAAAAAUCAUUAAAGAUUAACCAAAUGUUUGGAAAAUCUUACAGCAAGAAGACCCUGGUUUUGAUUCCUGGCCUUUCUACGUUGAGUUUGCAUGUUAAUAUGCAUGCUGUCAAUAAUUAAUUUUAUGAAAACCGCCUCAGCUGACAUGCAUAAAUGGCUGAACAAUACUAAACUGCAUUCCAGAUAUUCAUAGAAUUAUAUUUUUUAGUACAAAUAAUAAAUCUAAGACAUUCAGAGCAACACUCAUUCUAUUGACAAUCAAAAUUCCAGAUUUCUCAAACCUAGUUUAAAAAACUCAUUCUAGGAAGACUGAAUUUGUGCAAAGCUACAGCUAAAAACAGAAUACAAGAAAAUAGAAAAUGCGACCGCCUGAACAUUUGAGAUGACAUGAGUAAAUAAAUGUUAAGUUUACUUAAUAAAUAAUAGCUUACUGAGGCUGUAAACCCUGCAUUUACUGUUACAUAUUCCAAAGUAUCUCAGUACCUUAAAUCACUUUGAUCUCUGGGGACUCAUUCAACCUCACAGCAGCUGUUAAACCGGUCAUGCUUACUUUGAAACUGCAACCAGUGGUUUUAGCUAAAUACAACUGCUUAGAUGUUGUACUGCAGGCAUUUUUUGGAUUCUCUGAACACAAUGAUUUAUUGGAACUUUUGGGAUACCUAAAAAAAUAAAAUGAUAUAUAUAAUA
This is a messenger RNA of Cyprinodon tularosa, 2778 nucleotides long. Its product is annotated as claudin-17-like. Gene Ontology annotation, biological process: bicellular tight junction assembly; cell adhesion. The transcript has a single exon. The record is from RefSeq and is a predicted model, not a curated record. Gene Ontology annotation, molecular function: structural molecule activity. Lineage: Eukaryota; Metazoa; Chordata; Actinopteri; Cyprinodontiformes; Cyprinodontidae. Gene Ontology annotation, cellular component: plasma membrane; bicellular tight junction. The coding region runs from base 65 to 754 and encodes 229 amino acids.